Molecule: messenger RNA, 5559 nt
Organism: Cuscuta epithymum
Lineage: Eukaryota; Viridiplantae; Streptophyta; Magnoliopsida; Solanales; Convolvulaceae
Source: the annotation of a GenBank genome assembly
AAGGGAGAGCCUCACACUCAAAAGAGAAAGAGAUAAGGGAGCUGGCCGCAGGGUUAAUCUCCAGUUCGUGGAGCUCACUGUUUGGUUCGUAUCUUGAGAAAUACUCAUCCAAAAGGGGCGUGUGAGGUGUCCACUGAAAGCUCUCAAGAAGAGGAAUCCAUAGACAUGCGGUUUGAAGGAAACGGAGCAGUUUAAGGCCUCCAAAUCGUCCGAACAAAACGCAACCUUGCAGAAUACGUUUUUGUAUUCAAAGUUAGGGGACGAAUUUGUCGGAAAAACACCCGUUCUAGGGACUGUUUUCGUGUCUUCGGUUAGGAGUUGAGCAAGCACCUCGAGGAGGCUGUUUAACACUCAUUUUUAAGCAAGGAAUCAGUUCUCAAACUUCCUUGGCCGAGGCUUUGGUCAUUGGAUCAAGAAGGAAUAGUUUAAAGCUCAUUUGAGGUUGAGGCUAGAGCUUGCUUCCUGUGCCCGUUGCUCGGGUGAUCCUUUGGAGAGAAGACGUGGUUCGUGCUUUCUCCAUUCCGUUUUGAACAAUAUUAAACAUGCUCAUGGAUAUUUUACUUUAGAGCCUGCGUGCUCAUGAAUAGCCCUGUGUGGCCCUUUUGUUUUAAACAAUGUUUUCCGCUGCGUUAUGAAUUACUUAUUAUGUUUGUUUAUGGAUGUUAUAUGUGUGAAUGAUAUUCAAGACGCCUUGUAUAAUAUGAAUGUGUUGGACUGCGGUUGACUAUUCGUAUUGUACGGCGGGUUGUUGACGUGUCCGGGGAGGUCCGGGGCGUGACAAUUAAGUUGGUAUCAGAGCCUUAGUCCAUAAACUUCAUAAUGAAGUCUCAAAAUUCUCUUUUUGAAAAGAUUUUGAAAACCAUGAGCAUAGAAGUUUUGUACUUGGAGAGCUUUUGGUACUUGGGUUGCAAGGUCUCUAAUUGUUAAGAUGGUACCCUUAGCAAUUGGUAUGGCGGUGACUCGAGCCAAAAUGUGUCUUAAGUACCUAUCCGUCAAUUGACAUUUGAUACGAGUCUAACGACUCUUUCCAAAAUUUCUUUCAGAAAUGGACGGUGGUGGCAGGGUUACGAGAAAGAACCUGAUGGGCCGUGCACCGGUAGCGACCGGGCAGGGAAGCCGUGGGGCCUCUAGAGUAUCUAGAGGGGCGAGCCGUGGAGGCCGAUCGCACACUGUGAGCGGCGGUCAUGUGGACACCGAGGAUGAAACCUAUUGGUCCUAUGAGGACUCGACUUACCAACCGGAAACCGAGCCGGUUGAGACCCCUUACGAAGGGGAUGACGAUGAUGUAAGUGAUGACGAGGAGGAAAAUAACUCCUUAGCACGAAUCGAAGCGUUACUCCAACAGUAUCACCGUGAGCGUGAGGAAAGGAGGGAACGCCGAAGGCGCCGAGCUGGUCAACCUUCGGGUGGGGCUUCUGGAGUGAGAAGCCAUGCCGACUCUAGGACCCACAUCGAACCACAUGGGGGCCGAGGUGAUGGGGGUCCAACCAUAAGGAUCUCCAAGUACAUUAAGGAGGCAAGGGACUUGGGGUGCAAACCGUUCGAUGGGACGGGAGACAUCUCGAUUGCCGCUCAAUGGAUCAAGAGGUUGAAUGAGGCAGCUCUUGACAUGCAACUCACCCCCGAAUUUAAACUAAGGGUGGCGGUGAGACUGCUCGAAGGGAUGGCAUCCACAUGGUGGGACGGAGCCAAGGGAAAGUAUGGCAAUACCGUGACUUGGGAGAAUUUCCGACAGGAGUUCUUUGCCCAGUACUAUUCUGAUUUUGAGGUGAACGUCAAGAGGAGAGAGUAUACCCUCCUGACCCAAGGUGGCAAAAUGACGGUGAGGCAACUUGAACACAAAUUCAGGGGGCUCGCGGAGUUCAUACCGGAGUAUGUUUGUGACGAGAACCGGAUGGUAAAUCACUUCUGGGAUGCCUUGGACUUGGAGGUACGUGAGAGGGCAACACAGUUGCCUAACAUGACCUUUAGCCAAGUGGUCGAGCAAGGGUUGAAAGGGGAGAAACAAUGGGAGGAGAGGAAGAGGAGAGAUGCCGAAGAGGCGAAAAAGAGAAAGGGGGAGAGUCAUGGCCCUCAAGGUUCCAAUAAAAAGGGAAACCAUGGAGGAGGACCUUUCCGAACACCACCGCCCCCACCUAGGGGGAACCAAGGCCCGAAUGGACAAGGAUCACGGACCUCGGGGGUAGCUCGGUGUAAUAAUUGCAAAAGGAGCCACUUUGGUAAGUGUCGUGACCCUCCUAGAUGCUUCCAAUGUGGGGAUGCCGGGCAUUUGAAGAUGAAUUGCCCACAAUUGGGUGGGGCAAGGUCAUCGGGACCAAGUAGCGGGGCUACGGGAAGUAGAAACCAAGCCGGGGGUUCCCAAGUAACCAGGGGGCAAGGGGGAGCAAGCGCGAGUAACGCGCCGUCCGUGAAUCAAGGAAGGACGCAAGCUAGAGUCUACGCAAUGACCGAGGCUGAUGCUCGGGCUAAUCCCGACUCCGUCGCAGGUAAUACACUUGUUCGGGUCAUUUCUAGGCUUAUUUUGAUCAUAUACGUCGUUGGGAUUAAGUACGGGCCACCCCGGGGUCAAACUGGGUGAGUUAGGCCGAAUCGGGCUGGAAACAGCCACUGCUGGCCAGGCACGCCCGAAGGCACGCCGUGCCUGGAAUCGUGCCUGGAAGGCAGUGGCACCCGAAGAGAAGAAAAAAAAAAAAAGAAAAAAAAAAUUUUUUGGGCCAGGCACGGCCUCAGGCACGCCGUGCCUGGCGUCGUGCCUGGGAGGCAGUAGCGCCCAGGGCUUUUUCCCAAGCCAGGCACGACCGUGCCUACCCCAGGCACGCCGUGCCUGGCACCCAGAAUGCCGAAACCCGAUUUUUUCGCACCGUUUUGCGACAUUAAGACCUUUUCUUGAUCCCUAACACAUGUGUGAACAUAAUAAACCUCUCUAAAUGUGUAAGAAUGGUAGGAAAGGUAUCUUACAUGACUUAUAAAUGUAGGAACACUAAAGAUUAAUGGGAAGGAUGCGCGAAUCCUUAUCGAUACCGGGGCGCAACGUUCAUUUGUGAAUGAAGCGUUCGCCAAGAGGUUGGGAGUGCAAUCCGCACCAUUGAUGCAAACCUUAGUGGUGUCAACACCACUAGGAGAUGACGUGGAAAGAACUUGUUAUUAUCCAUCUUGUGGGGUGGAGGUUAAUGGUCAAACCUUGACGUGUGACUUCGUACCGCUGGGCAUGAUUGAAUUCGAUGCAAUCCUAGGGAUGGAUUGGCUAGAAAGGAACCAUGCUAGGGUAGAUUGCUACACGAAGGUUCUUGAACUCGAAGGCAACGAUGGGGAGACCCUACGCUUCGAGGGCGAUCGAGGGAGAUCAAAUAGCUGUAUCAUAUCCGCCGUGAGAGCGAGAAGUAUGAUGAGAAAGGGAUGUCACGCAUAUCUAGCAUACGUGGUUGACAAAACCAAAGAAGAAACGAACAUCGAUAAUGUGAGGGUGGUUUGUAAGUAUCCGGAUGUCUUCCCUAAAGACCUACCGGGGCUUCCACCUGAUAGAGAGAUUGAAUUUGUGAUCGAGGUCGAGCCUCGUACCAAACCAAUCUCCAUUGAAUUCCUUGUUAUGUCGUUAAGGUUAACAAACGCCCCGGCGGCAUUCAUGGACUUGAUGAACCGAGUAUUUCAUAAGUACCAAGACCGAUUCGUGAUUGUGUUCAUAGAUGACAUCUUGAUUUACUCAAAGAGUGAGGAAGAACAUGAAGAGCACUUGAUACUCGUUCUUGAGACACUACGAAAGAACCAACUCUAUGCCAAAUUUUCUAAGUGUGAAUUUGGCUAAAGGAGAUUGGCUUCCUCGGGCACGUGGUUUCAGGAUCGGGAAUUGCAGUUGAUAACAAGAAGAUAGAAGCCAUUACCGAAUGGGAGAGGCCAAAGAACGUCAAGGAAAUUCGUAGUUUCCUUGGAUUGGCAGGCUACUACAGAAAGUUUGUGGAGAAGUCCUCUGUUCUGGCAUCAUCAUUGACGAAGCUCACUCGUAAAGGAGCUAAGUUCGUGUGGGAUGACAAAUGUGAGAAGGGGUUCUUAGAAAUGAAGAAGAGGUUAACCGAGGCACCAGUACUUGCACUACCCAAACAGGGUAUGGGGCACGAUGUCUAUAGUGAUGCGAGCAUCCAAGGGGUUGGAUGUGUGUUGAUGCGGAUGGGAGGGGUAAUUGCCUAUGCUUCACGACAGUUGAAGAGGCAUGAGGUAAACUACCCUACUCAUGAUUUAGAGCUGGGAGCAGUGGUGUUUGCAUUGAAGAUAUGGGGACACUAUCUCUACGGGGAGACGUGUCACAUACACACUGAUAAUAAGAGCUUGAAGUGUGUAUUUACUCAUAAAGAGUUAAACAUGAGACAGAGACGGUGGAUGGAGUUGAUAAAGGACUACCAUCUAGUUAUUGAGUACCAUCCAGGUAAGGAAAACGUUGUAGCAAAUACCCUCAGUCAGAAGAGUUCGUCUGGGGCAUUGCUGACUAGUUUGAGGGCAUUGAGAGCCCAAUUGGAUGUAUAUCCGCCUGUAGAGGAACGUGAGGAUGUGAACUACGUUGUGCAACCGAUUAAGGUCAUUGAUAGAAAGGUGAAGAAACUGCGGAGUAAAGAAGUCCCAAUGGUUAAAGUCCUUUGGAAGAGCGAUCGUGUCGAAGAAGGGACAUGGGAAAUAGAGGCUUUGAUGAGGGAGUAGUAUGCUUCCCUAUUUGAGUAGAGUUGCGAAUUUCGGGGACGAAAUUCCUGUUAAGGGGGGGUGAACUUGUGACACCGCACCCGAACGUCCUUGAAAAACUCAAUAUAAAAAAAAAAAAAAAAUUAAUUUCUAUGUAUUGAAUUUUCGAUUUCCAAACAAUUGUAAAACAAUUAAUGUUUUACGUAGCGCAUGAUUGAUUUUUGUAUUGUUCAAACUCGUAUGUUAGUGUCGGGUUUGCAAAUACUUAUUUGGGCCUUAUUAAUGAACAUAGGAGCCCAACAUUAUCUAAAUAAUGUUACAUAAUCUUUCAAAACAAUUUGAGGAAGGUCGGGCGGCCAAACAUUAUUUUGGGCCCAACCUGCUAAAAAUAGCAAGUAUUCAAGGAUGGCAUCGUAGGCCCACUCGGGGGUGACCCACACGGCUAGUAGUCCAAUAUAUGAAUGACAAUGUCAAAAUAAGUGAUAGUAUGAUUAGAGAAGAAUACAAAUGCCUAUGGUCCCAUCUUCGACAUUUUUGAGCUAAAUAAUGGGAGUAUGAUUUUCCUUCUAUAAUAUUCAACAUGUAAGUUAUUGGGAUGAUCCUACACAUGUUGGGAAUCAAUAAUAUGAUUUAUGAAGUUGACUUGGCCUACAUAAAUUAUAAGGAGUACAAAAAGACAUCUCAUGACAAGGAUAAAACAAUAGGGUCCAUCUUUUCAUUUUGGAAGUAUUGGUAGGUAUUUUGGACCCCAAAUUGAAUGGGAUCAUUUGGGAACCAUCCCACAUGACCUUGGUACCUGCAAGACAAAGAAAAAUGGGUGAGACAACUAUGUGGGGCGGACAUUUGACUUGAGAGCUACAACAUUACAAAAAAGAAAUAAAAGAGGAGGUCCAC